AUGAACAACGAGGACUACGGAUAUGACUAUGACUACUUGUUCAAAAUUGUUUUGAUUGGAGACUCGGGUGUAGGUAAGUCGAACCUGCUGUCCAGGUUCACGACAAACGAGUUCAACAUGGAAUCCAAGUCCACAAUUGGCGUCGAGUUUGCUACUAGAACAAUCGAGGUUGAGGGAAAGAAAAUAAAGGCACAGAUCUGGGAUACUGCGGGCCAAGAAAGAUACCGUGCCAUCACAUCUGCAUACUACAGAGGUGCUGUGGGCGCCCUGAUCGUUUAUGAUAUCAGCAAGUCUAGCAGCUACGAAAACUGCAACCAUUGGCUCACAGAGCUACGGGAAAACGCAGAUGAGAACGUCGCAGUUGGUCUGAUCGGGAACAAGUCUGAUUUGGCGCAUCUGCGCGCCGUGCCAACUGACGAAGCCAAAAACUUUGCCCAAGAAAACCAGUUGCUGUUCACCGAGACCAGUGCUCUGAACAGCGAGAACGUAGACCAGGCAUUCCGUGAGCUCAUCACUGCCAUAUACCAAAUGGUGAGCAAGCAUCAGGUUGACCUGAAUGAGUACGGCAACAAUGCGGGACAGGCUCCCAAGGGCCCUACUAUCAGCCUAACGCCAGCGCCUGCUAAGAAGAACAAGAAGUCAGAUAACUGUUGCUAG
This is a messenger RNA of Lachancea thermotolerans CBS 6340, 657 nucleotides long. Its product is annotated as Rab family GTPase. The record is from RefSeq and is a predicted model, not a curated record. Gene Ontology annotation, biological process: exocytosis. Gene Ontology annotation, molecular function: GTP binding; GTPase activity. Bases 1 to 657 code for a protein of 218 amino acids. Lineage: Eukaryota; Fungi; Ascomycota; Saccharomycetes; Saccharomycetales; Saccharomycetaceae. Gene Ontology annotation, cellular component: recycling endosome. The transcript is spliced from 2 exons.